UUUAAAGUUUGCAUAGAUAAAAACAAGAGAAAAGCUAUUAAACUGAGAUGGAUAAAACAAAAACAUUGAAUAGUGUUGAACAAAUAGGAUAAGGAGUGCAGUAACGCUGCUGAGAAGUUGUGGAAAAUCGACGAACGUAGAGAAAAAAACAUUGUCAGAAAAAAAGUAGUCAGGAAAAGUGCAACGAAGGAUUUAUUGCAAUUUCGUGCUACAAAGUGAAUCUUAAUCGAUUUUGUUUGAUUUGGAAUAAACGUUAUUAAGUUGUGAAUUUACUUGAGGAACUAGGGGAGAGGGUGUAAAGGAGGUGAUCUUCAACGACACAUCCACACCGCUCAUACAAAUCUUUUUGACGUUAUUGAAGUGAAUUUCGCCACGCUUCAAAAUGAGUGGCAAAGUACGUUUAAAGGAAAAUGGAUAUCUGGAUGAAGAUCCAAUGACCCUACAAGACAUCAUCUACAAAUAUAUAUGCGAAAACCUGGAUGUCAUAAGCACUGUGGAUUCUACAGGCAAAAUGCGACUAUUGAAAGAAAAUAUUGUUCUUCCAAAUGACAUUUGUGAUCGGCUGCUGGACGCCUUACAACGUUUUCGUCGGCAACUGGGUGAUGAUGUGCUUACACUUUUUGCGAGGAAAAAACGCACUUCCUUGAAAAUAGUGCACUUGCGAAAUAGUACCUUGUCCGAUACAGGUUUGGAGUUGCUUCUGAGUCACAAAUUAUAUUCCCUUUCGAUUUGGUACUGUAAUCAAAUAACUGUGAAAUCAGCAGCAUUUCUAUCAUUAUACGGUGAGGGUUUGCGUUCAUUGGAACUCGGUAUUAAUGCUCACAUGCUGCAAAAUUCCGAGCCAAACGAGAAAGAACCUGUCGAUUUCAAAUUCAAUUGCCCGCAUCUACGUCGAUUAGUUUUAAAUGGUGUCGUAAUACAUACUGGUUUGAGGUUGAACUCCUUAUUAGAGUUAACUCAUCUGGAUUUGACUUCAUGUAUUUUAGUCGGUUUCAGUUUAGAGAUUUUAGCUGGCUUACCUUUACUCCAUACGUUAAUAUUAUUUAAUGUAUGGCCAAUCGCUAAUCAACUACAAGCAAUUUGCCUAUUACGUCGUCUACGUACUUUAGACAUUUCGAUUAGUAAUUCUGGUAAUGGACAUGGCACCUACGAUUUGCCCGAUCAGACUUUGGAAAUGAUAAUGAAUAAUUUACGCGAACUCACACACUUGGACAUAUCUGGUACGAAUCUGGCGGGUAAUGGUGUGGCUACGAAGGAAUCAAAUUUUAAAUUACGCACUGAUAUACCCGGCUUAGAGUCCCGGACACAGCGUCCUCUGCAGUUUUUGGGACUCUAUCAUACUGCGCAUUCUGCUUGUAAACGUCAUGAUAUACCGGCAAAUGAGAUUGCGGGUGAUGCUAACGAGUUGCAAAUUCUAACCGCUGCGAGGUAUUAUUAUGAUAGACCGAUGCUUUUAACGAGGGUUUUGAAUGACUUGUAUCAUCUUUUUCGCUUCGAAAUAUGUAAAGACAUACAUCUGGCGUUGGACGCAGUGCUAACAGCUAUGGAUAGACAUUUGAAAUUCAAACACAUGCAAAUUUCGGGAAGUGCUACACUCUUCUACAUAGUUAAGGGACGUGAUCGCUCAAAAUUCGGUACACCUUUACGGAACCACAUUAUUCGAACACUGCUUAAUGGCAUGGAGACACAUAUUACAGACGAUACCAUGCUACGAAAUGGUUAUUUAACGCUAACACAAUUUCAAAUGCCUAACGAUGUGUUAUUCGAAUAUGAGCGUCUGAUAAAAGUCUUAUUGCAUGGUGUCUCUAAGACCGAACAGGAAGGUUUUGUGCAAAGGAUAGCUAUAUAUUUGUUAAACACUUUGGCGUGUCAAGUGGAUGGCAAGCAAAAAUUGUUUUUAGGUGAACUCGGUGUUGUUAGUACAAUGUUAAGUUUAAUUAAGGAUCGUUUAACACGUUCGGUAUUUGACGAUGUCAUGGAAGUGGCAUGGUCAACAAUGUGGAAUGUAACUGAUGAGACUGCAAUAAACUGUAGAAGAUUUUUAGAAGGACGUGGAAUGGAGUACUUUCUGAAGUGUUUACAUGCUUUUCCUGAUCGCGAGGAGCUACUGCGAAACAUGAUGGGUCUGUUGGGUAAUGUUGCUGAAGUGAAAUGGUUGCGACCAAAACUUAUGACACAAGAAUUCAUUGAAGUCUUUGCUAAACUAUUAGUCUCAGGUUGUGAUGGAAUCGAGGUAAGUUACAAUGCUGCAGGCGUAUUAGCACAUAUCGCAUCCGAUGGUCCCGACGCGUGGACAAUAGAGAAACCAACACGAGAUAGUGUACUAAUAUGUAUGGUUGAAGCGAUUCAACGUUGGGACAUACUAAGUGAGAGAAAUAUUAAUUAUCGUAGCUUCGAGCCGAUUUUGGGCCUAGUACGCUGCUACGAGACACCACAGUGCCAACAUUGGGCCGUUUGGGCUUUGGCCAAUUUAACGCAGGUUUAUCCCGAUAAAUACUGUCAGCUCGUUAAGCAAGAAAACGGUAUUAAGAUCCUUUCUGAAUUGAUUGAGGACCCCAGACCAUACGAGGAUAUAAAAUUGAUAGCGCGCAAAGUUAUUGAAAAGUGUACACAAUGGCCAAAUUGGUCGCUUGAUGGUUAAAAAAAAAAAACAAACAAAAUACAGUUGUAUAAAUUUUAUAAAAAUUGGAUUGUGGGGAAGGCAACGAAAUAACAUUGUAUGUGCGUUAACUGCAUAUGAAAAUAUGUUUACAACCAUAUACAUACAUAUGAGCAAAUAAUCUCAAUGCAAUUGACAACUCGCUGGGCGAUUCGGGGCGAGUGGAAGGAUAUCAAUUGCUAUGAAUUUGUACGCUGCUUCCUCUUGAGAAAUGUUUAUUUUAAAAUGAUAUAUAUUGUUUAUUUAAAUUAUACACAUACACAAACAAACGAUUAAAUUGCAUAAUUAUUGAAUAAUGUAAAAUUAUUAACGUAAGAAUAAAGCGAAGCAACGCAUUAAGUAAAGAUAUUAAUGCGGUGGGUUAAGUAAGCUUAAUUAUUAUAAUAAUAAAAAAAAAAUCAAAAACAAAACGAGAAAAAGUGAAAUUGCAGCAUAAGCAGUGUAGAGACAAGAAAUUAGAUUAAAAUUUUCAAUGCUUACAUUGCAUGUAUAUAGAAAACAAUUGCUCGAAUUAAGCUAUUUACUUACACACAUACAUACAUACGUUAAAUGGUAUAGAAAGGAAUUCGGCAAUAACACAACCACAAAAUUUCAAAAAUUAAGAAAAUUUUAAAAACAGAAAUUUCGAAGUUAUGAGUAUGUAUUUUUUUUGUUAUAUAAAACAAAUGAGAUUAUUCACUCACUAAAAAAAAAACGAGAAGAAAUAUACAUUUACGUGAAAACCUUACCCUGGGUAGUGUAAUUAGCAUUAAAAAAUAUCUGUGUAUUCAUAGAUUUAUCAUUCAUUACAUAAAUUAUGUAUAGCAUAUAUGUAUGUAUAUCAUAAAAAAUUAUUGCAUAUUUGCUUAUCACUACAUUAAUUACAUUUAAAAUGUAAACUCAUUUAUUAAAAGGCAUAUUCAUUGUU
This is a messenger RNA of Ceratitis capitata (Mediterranean fruit fly), 3566 nucleotides long. Its product is annotated as protein zer-1 homolog. The transcript is spliced from 11 exons. Gene Ontology annotation, cellular component: Cul2-RING ubiquitin ligase complex. Bases 383 to 2641 code for a protein of 752 amino acids. The record is from RefSeq and is a predicted model, not a curated record. NCBI's taxonomy places the organism in Eukaryota, Metazoa, Arthropoda, Insecta, Diptera, Tephritidae.